CACAUGGGUUUUGAAACAUAGUGUGUUUCGUGUGCGGAUGGAAUAUUGCUUCUGAAUCCCUUUCUGAACUGAGGAUUUAUUUUCCCAAUUGAUGAUCUAAAGAAAAAAGUCGCUGCCAUGACGACAGAAGCCAGCGCGGUUGGCGAGGCGGAGAGCCAGCAGAAGCCAGGAAAGCCGGAGGCGGAGCAACAGCAGCAGGAGCAGCAGCAGGAGCAGGAGCGGCCCCCGCCCGAUCAGGCCCAGGACCCCGGCCCCUCGGAGCCCCCCAGAGCCCAGAGCCCCGGCGGCCCCGCCGAGGAGCAGCAGCUGAAGCCUCGAACCCGCACCUCGGCCGGCCGUGGCCUGUCCCGCCUCUUCUCCUCCUUCCUGAAGCGCCGCUCGCAGUGCUCGGACGGCGAGGGCGCCGAGGCCGAGAAGGACAGGGACAGGAAGGACAAGGAGGGGGGCGCGGCGCAGGGCGAGGAGGAGCUCGUCAAGGCCCCCAUCGCCGACCCCGAACCCGAGCUCCGUGCUGAGGGCGACCCCGCCCUCGACCUGCACUCGCUGAGCAGCGCCGAGACGCAGCCUGCCCACGAGGACCGAAAGGAGGACCCCGAAACCGAAAAGGAGGAGGAGGAGGAGGGAGCGAAGGUAGAGGAGGAGAAGAAGGAGGAGGAGGAGCAGGAGCAGCCAGAGGAAGGGAAGAAAGAGGGGGAGGAGGAGGAGAAGGAGGAGAAGGAGGCCAAGCCUGCAGAGGAACCCAAAGCCCCCAAAGCGUCGCGCCGGCCUCGGACCAUGCACUGCCGGGUCACCCUGCUGGACGACACUCAGUUCGAGUGCGAGCUGGAUAAACAUGCCAAAGGCCAGGAGCUGUUCACCAAGGUGUGUGACCACCUCAACCUGCUGGAGAGGGACUACUAUGGCCUAGCCAUAUGGGAGACACCUACUACUAAGAUAUGGCUGGACUUCACCAAGGAGAUCCGCAGACAGGUGCAAGGUUCCAACUACGAAUUCACCUUCAACGUGAAGUUUUACCCACCUGAUCCAGCACAGCUGACAGAGGACAUCACCAGGUACUACCUGUGUCUGCAGCUGCGGAAGGACAUUCUGAGCGGGAGUCUGCCCUGCUCCUUCGUCACGCUGGCGCUGCUGGGCUCCUACGCCCUGCAGUCCGAGCUGGGCGAGUACGACCCGGAGAUCCACGGCACCGACUACGCCAGCAACGUGCGGCUCGCCCCCGGCCAGACCAAGGAGCUGGAGGAGAAGGUGAUGGAGCUGCACCGCACCUACAGGUCCAUGAGUCCCGCCCAGGCAGACAUGAUGUUCCUGGAGAAUGCCAAGAAGCUGUCCAUGUAUGGAGUGGACCUGCACCAGGCCAAGGAUCUGGAAGGGGUAGACAUCAUGCUGGGCGUGUGCUCCAGUGGACUCAUGGUCUACAAGGACAAGUUGCGGAUCAACCGCUUCCCCUGGCCCAAGGUGCUGAAGAUCUCAUACAAACGCAGCAGCUUCUUCAUCAAGAUCCGGGCCUCCGAGCAAGAACAGUACGAGAGCACCAUCGGCUUCAAGCUUCCCAACUACCGAGCCUCUAAGAAGCUGUGGAAGGUGUGCGUGGAACACCACACCUUCUUCAGGCUCACCUCUGUGGAAGCGACCACGCCCCGCAGGUUCCUGGCCCUGGGGUCGAAGUUUCGGUACAGCGGGCGCACCCAGGCCCAGACGCGCCAGGCCAGCUCCAUGAUCGACAGGCCUGCCCCGCAGUUCCAGCGCUCGGCCAGCAAGAGGGCAUCCCGGAGCCUGGACGGAGCGGUUGUGGUGACCCCCGACAGGGCUGCCCGCCCGGUCAGCGCCCCGGUCAUCUCCCCCGUGGCCCUGGCGGAAGCCGGCAUUCCCAUCGCCACCCCCGUGCCCCGCGCCUCCACCCCCACCACCCGCCCGGCUCGCAUCGAGGAGAAGAAGGUGGAGGUGAAGGCGGAGAUCCGGUCGGUGGAGCCCCCCAAACCGGAGCCUGUGCCGGAGGUCAAGGCGGCAGCGAGGAGGGAGCGGAGGGACGCCCCCACGGUCACGGCCACCAAUGGGGAGAGGAAGGCGCAGUUGCCCCGGGUGGACGCGGAGCCAGUGCGAAUGAGGAAGAAAAGAGCUAAGAAAAUUGAGGGUGAAACUAUUUAUAUCAGACAUAGCAAUUUAAUGUUGGAGGACCUGGAUAAGACUCAGGAUGAGAUAAUGCGGCACCAUGCCAGCAUCAGCGAGCUAAAGAGGAACUUCAUGGAGUCUGUGCCCGAGCCGAGGCCCAGCGAGUGGGACAAGCGGCUGUCCACCCACUCGCCCUUCCGCACCAUCAGCAUCAACGGCCAGCUCCAGCCUGGCGCAGACGGGUCCUGUUCCGGCAGUCUGUGUCCCAGAACCCCUCCCCCCGCCCCGCCAUUGUCCCCAGCCUCCCCCGGCUCUGGGGUGUGCAAAGAUGCCCCUCCGUGCCAGCCCGGCGACCCCAACCACUUCAUCCGCCUCAGCCAGCUCCGCGCCCAGUUCUUCCUCUCCUAAAGCAAGCGGGAGCCAGGCUUGAGUGUCCUCGGGCGGUGGGGGGAGGGGGGGGGGUCUCAGCGUGGUAGACAUGGCGGCUGUGUCCUCUGGGUGCUCCAGGCAGCCCUGUAGUCUUUCUGUGCCCGUAGGCUUCUUCCACCAAAGAGCAAAUUCAGACCCACAGUGGACCAGCAGCCCACUUCAAAGAAUUUAACCUUGGUCAAAUCCCUCACCCCUGUUGUAAAUAUCUGCAUGGGUUUCUUUCCAAACACUGUGUUGUUUUUUCCUCACCUAGCCUCACCACCUUUGACCUUUGACCUUUGACCUGUGAGGAACGGUUUAGCUCUCAAUAAAUAGUGUUUCUUUCUUAUCUUCAUCUUUUUUUUUUGAUAAACCUGGAUACACGAUCAGUGACAAAAAGAACGCCUUCCCUGAUCAAAACGGCAGAAUAUUCCACCAUUUCCAGUGCCUCCUGACACUCAAGCCUGGCCAAAAUCUGAGACCCACUGUUCACUGCCUGGCGUUUGAACCAGGAGCCAAAGCCUUGCCUGACUGUGUAGACCCUCUCCAUGUAGGAAUGGAGGAAAAUGUUUCCAUUCUCCCCUCUUUCCUAACAAGCUGUUCACACCUUGCCAUAAUGGUAGGACUUUCCCAUUGGAUAUAAUGUUUACAGAGCACAGCCAGACAUACAGUGGGCACCCACCCAUCGCCGCCCCCUGGUGGUGAGACUGGCGCACAGUGGUGGUCCGGCCAGUCCGAACCAGCAGAGUUUUUACGGGUCUCACGUGUCUCAGGUGCUAACGAUGUCGGGUAAUCUCAAAUAAGUCUCCGUCAAAAGGUUUACGCUGUCGUCCUGCCAUCAGCCAUUAGAGAGUCAGGAAAUCGACUAUCGAAAACAUAACAAAAAUCAAAAAGUGCCUUCUCCAUCUGGCCGGUGGACUCAAAUCCCUAAAAACUCAGAAGGACGAUGCCGCUACUUCCUGGAGUUCGGCCUAGCCGCCACUGCUGUGCGCGCCCACCUGAUGGGGAGGGGGUAGGACCCCCCCUGUAUCCGACAGAGCGCACGAGUCAUCCCCACCCCCCCCGGCUACAUUCUGCCAGCAGUCUGCAAACCACUGCCAGCACAGAAUAAGGUACAGAGCAUCAGAGGCGACAGCGGCAAGGAGGAACCACAGUGACAGGAGCUGAAAGAUGCUAGCUUUAGCCGUGAAACUGGCUCCGUGAACACAGAGACUUACUGUCAUCUCUGGCCACUUAUUCUUUAUUUAGAGGGGCUUUCAAUUUCUGUCCCUUAUAAUCAGCUUAGAAGGAACGUUUAGGGAGAAAAAAUCCCUAGAAACAAUUAGCUUUUUUUAAAGCCAAAUGAACAGUUUGUCCAGAGGAAAAAAAAAAAGCCAGACCAAAAAAGAAAAGAACAAAGUCUUAAGAGUUAGAACAGCCAGAACGGAUAUUGAACAAAGCAUGUUAUUUGGCACCACCUUUGCACACUCCCAUGUUCCUCCCCCUCUCUCUCAGCCCCCCUCCCCUUCCCAAACCAC
Messenger RNA from Megalops cyprinoides (Indo-Pacific tarpon), 4034 nucleotides. RefSeq names its product erythrocyte membrane protein band 4.1b (gene epb41b). Gene Ontology annotation, biological process: cortical actin cytoskeleton organization. The record is from RefSeq and is a predicted model, not a curated record. Lineage: Eukaryota; Metazoa; Chordata; Actinopteri; Elopiformes; Megalopidae. Gene Ontology annotation, cellular component: plasma membrane; cytoskeleton. Gene Ontology annotation, molecular function: structural molecule activity; actin binding. The transcript has 17 exons. The coding region runs from base 118 to 2517 and encodes 799 amino acids.